UCUUCAGGUGUUGCGGCGGUUCCACGUCGCCAGGCGGUCCGCGGCUUCCGUGAGCUCAGGCUUCCCUCAGCGUCCGGAGCGCCGGCCCUUCGGCUCCCGCGCGGCCAUGGCGGGGCCGGGCCCGGGCCCGGGGGACCCGGACGAGCAGUAUGAUUUCCUGUUCAAGCUGGUGCUGGUGGGCGACGCGAGCGUGGGCAAGACGUGCGUGGUGCAGCGCUUCAAGACCGGCGCUUUCUCGGAGCGCCAGGGCAGCACCAUCGGCGUCGACUUCACCAUGAAGACGCUGGAAAUCCAGGGCAAGCGGGUCAAGCUGCAGAUCUGGGACACAGCUGGCCAGGAGCGAUUCCGCACCAUCACCCAGAGCUACUACCGCAGUGCCAACGGGGCCAUCCUUGCUUACGACAUUACCAAGAGGAGCUCCUUUCUGUCAGUGCCUCACUGGAUCGAGGAUGUGAGGAAGUAUGCAGGCUCGAACAUCGUGCAGCUGCUGAUUGGGAACAAGUCGGACCUGGGCGAGCUCCGGGAGGUCCCGCUGGCCGAGGCGCAGAGCCUGGCAGAGCACUACGACAUCCUGUGUGCCAUCGAGACGUCCGCCAAGGACUCGAGCAACGUGGAGGAGGCCUUCGUGAGGGUGGCCACGGAGCUGGUCGUCAGGCACGGCGGCCCUCUGCUCAGCGAGAAGGGCACCGACCACAUCCAGCUGGACAGCAAGGACGUCGGGGAGAGCUGGGGCUGUGGCUGCUGACCGGGGGACAGGGCAGGCAGGCAGGGCCCUCCCCACCUCCUCUCUCUUUCUUUCUCUCUCUCUCUCUCUCUCUCUCUCUCUGGCCUGCCGGGCCCCCCUCCAGAGCUGGCCCUCCAUGGCGCCAGUGAUUCUAGAGCAGCCAGAUAAAGUCCUGGAAUGAUCCAUUCCGUGGCCUGGGUACUUGAUGGGAAGGCUACCUUCGAGGAAGGAAGAAGCGGGUGCCUUGUGAGGUAGACCUGGCAUCAUACCAGGUAUCAGGUGUGGGGCCCAUUCUACCAGCCAGGGGCUGUCCCCUCUGCGUCCUUCACAGUCCAAGACUGGCUCCAGGCCUGCCGGGAUGGACCACCAUAGGAGAAGGGGCCAGGACGUGCCUCCCCUGCUCAGCACCGACUGGUUCUGACCAUUCCACUCCUUGCAUCUUGCUGCGGCUAUGGCGGCAGGUGGCUGCCUCCAGGGAUGCAGCUGGUGCAUUGGGUUCUUUGGAGUCAUUCCAGGGCCUCUGUGCAUGAGCCUCAGAGCACGAGAAAAACCGGGCCGACAGACUUGGUUCCUGAGCCCCAGGGAAGCCCUAGCUCUUUCUGGGCAAGGAACCUUCUUCCUUUCUUCACUGCCAGCUCUAAGCUCAGAGAUAGCUUGGGGUUUGGCUUGCUGCCUUAGCAAGACCUCUCAAGUUUUCUCGUUUUCCAUGUAGCUUCUUGUUUGCAUCGGCAUGAGCAUGGGGUCAGGGCCCGCAGCCAAGCAGGGACUGUCUGCUGACUUGGGGCCCGAAGUUUUGCCUCUCAGGUUGCAAAACCAGCUGAUUCUUCAGCACUGACUCUCAGAACUUGGGGGGUUGGGGGAAAAAGGUAGGAAUGUGGACAUUUAAGGGAAAAGGCUGAGGCUAAGGUCUGAGAGGGAUCCUCGGGGUGCCUAGUCUGACCUGUGCAGAAGCCCUUCCUGCCACCCGUGCAGCCGUAGAGUGACAGCUCGCCCACUGCUCCCAGUCUAAUUUGUGGUUUCCGGGACGAAGAAGGCAAGGCCCUGGCAGUUCUGGGUCUGGCCAUGUCCUCCUCCUGGGGCUCUGGGAAGCACACCAGCCUCUGGGGGUAGUUCAGAGGAUCACAGAGACUGAGCUGGGGGAGGCAGGUGAUCUUCCCGUACCACCCAGGCCCUCCGUGUCAGCCCGGUUUAGUCCCUUAGGUACCCCUCUGUAUGGAGCCCCAGGAAGGACACUGCCAUCAGAGCCAUUUGGCAUAUCACAAGCCCACAUCGUGGAUGUGGAGCCCAGGCAGCGCCCUGGGCCCAGCCCCGGCCCUCCAAUGGUGGGCCACAGGUCUCCAACUGACUUCCCUUGCUUUCCACUUCCCAUCCUUUGGCCUGCGUCACCCCCUCUCGCAGGCAGGUUUGACUGCAGAGCCAGAAGCCAGAUCUUCUGCAGCAGCCAGACCCACAGCAGUCUGGUGAAGUAGGGUCGGGCAUGGAAGGCUUCCCUGGCUGAGACCAAGACAAGCAGGGCUGGUGACUCCCUUUCAGGCAGGGAGGCAGGCCUGGGAUUGGCUGAGCCUGGUUCUGGAGAGGAAGGAUGUGGUCUGGUUGGACCAGGAGCUGCUGAGCAGGGGCCUGCACUGAGGGGAACCAGCUCACUGGUAGCCGGGUGGGGUGGCACCUGAGAGUAAGAAGGCCACCUGGCUUCCUUCUUCAGUGGCCUUGCCAGUGGGAUGGGGUGAGUGGGGCCUGGAGCCCAGCUGCUGGCAGGAAGAACUGGUGUCUGCCAGGCCCCUUCACCGCAGUGCCUGGGCUCUACCCUGCAAAGUAGAAUGUGUUUGUGACUAAUGCACAUUCAGGCCAAGGGCAGAGGUCUUCCGCCCUAUGACCUCUUCUGGGGGGUGAUGUUUGUGCAGGCUGGAAGAGAAAUCUCAGGAAGUCUGACCUUGCAGAGACCUGCUGCUUUGGGGGGGGGUGGCGAGGGUGCAGGGGGCCUUGGAGUGCAGGCCUGGGCCUACCCCCAUGAUUGACUUGCAGCCUCAGUUCCUGCUGAGCCCAGAUACGGACCCUGCCCCUUGUUACCUGCUGUCUCUGUGCCUCAGGGUUGGAUUGCUAGGGAACAGGGAGGCCCUCCCUUCCAUUCCACCUCCUUCACAGGGAUGCCCUUGGGAGGCACAGCAACAGGUAGCUGGCUGGUGACAGGGGCUUGGACUAUGAACCAUCCUCCUGCUCCAGACCGAAACCUUGGGGUUAGAGGCCGAAACCUUGCAGGGGCUUGGUCGAGAAGGGAAGAGAGCAGCCGGCCCAGCUAGGACCAGGGAGGUUUCUGCCUGCUGGCAGCUUUUAGCUCACCUAGCAACACUGAAAACACUUCCCUUUCCUGCCUUUCUCAGUCCCAGGGUGUCUUGCCACCACAGCCUCCAGGGGUUUAGCUUAGAAAUCCAGGGGUUGUCUUAGGUUCCUCACUCUCUCCCUACCCUAGCACAGUGCUAGGAUCCCACUUUCACUCUGCCCCCCGCCCCUGCUCUGGACAGGCCCCGGCCUCCCCAGCACACCUCAUGGACCUCCUGGGCCCCUGGGCUUCUAGCUUGGGCAGCCCGAGGCACCCUCCUCCUGCAGUCAGUGUGGCAGUAGUAAAAGGUCAUACUGAUGCUGUCCCCUCACCUUUUGGGGUACCAGGGACCCUCGGGAUACGGUCCAGGCUCUGGAUGUCCAUGGCCUCCACAGCUCUGCCCUGGCUUCUCCCUAGCAUCCUGUCCCCCAGGAGCACCCUCUGUCCAGGCCGCCCCUUCCCACCCACUCUCACCCACUCACCCAGCCUUUAUUUGUGUCGUUUAGAGUCCCACAAAUGACCCACUUGGACACCUCUGAGAACUGGCCCCACGCCAAGCUGGUCCCUUGCUCACAGUAUCCCUUGGCAAAGAUUUGAGUUCUUUGUCACUCUGCCUCAGCGGGAACCAUUUCCUACAGGCUCAAAUAGACCAUUUACAAGCUUCAGGCCCAGAUACAAACGUUCAUGCUCAGGGCCCGACGCUGGUGUGGCCUUGACUGCACACCGGCUGGGCUGCCUGCCUGAAGGGCCCUGUUGGCCAGAGGCCUCACCGUCUCCUGGGUCUCCAUUUUUUGUCACAUGGGGACCCGGACUUGGGUAGGAGAAAGUGGGGAAGUGUUGAGAAAUAAUACAACCCACCUCGGUUUCCUCCCGCAGCAGGCCUGGGCCUUCUGGGGCCAGAGAGCUUCAGCUCUUCCUCUGUUUAUAAAUUACCCAAGAGCAGGAACAGGUCAGGGCAGGGGGUAGGGUGUGGAAGAGGAGGCAGGGGACAGAGGGCGUGGAAGUGCCCUGGCAGCCAGCAGGCCCGGGGAGAGCACCCUCUGUGGGGGUGCAGCCAGUGCGACACAGGCUGAAGAGCAAGAAGACAAGGGACACGGAUCAUGAUUACCGAACCGGAGAGGUGGGGCCCUGUCCUUCCAGAAGACGGGUUCGAGGACAUCAGGCCCCAGAAGGCACGGAGCUGGAGGAAGCUCCUAAUUCAUAUUGAAUUCAGUUACUCUUUCCCAGGAGGGCUGCCAGGGCUGGGGCCUCGGACCCUCCGCACCCCGCUGGCCUGGACCUUUGGGCCGUGGGGAGGGCCUCCACUAAGCCCAAGGAUGCUGUUUGCAUUGGGGGGGAUUUUUCACAUUUCCUAUUUAUGAUACAUAAAUCUUUAUAGCAAAUCUAUUUUUUUUGAAACAUGGAAAAGUUGCCUUUAUGGAAACGGCAGAGCCAGAAUGUACACAUUCCUAAACCAUUAAACAGAUUUCUGCAAAGA
Molecule: messenger RNA, 4518 nt
Organism: Neogale vison (American mink)
Lineage: Eukaryota; Metazoa; Chordata; Mammalia; Carnivora; Mustelidae
Gene: RAB43
Product: RAB43, member RAS oncogene family
Exons: 3
Coding region: 107-745 (212 amino acids)
Biological process (GO): regulation of exocytosis; protein secretion
Molecular function (GO): GTPase activity; GTP binding
Source: RefSeq, a predicted model, not a curated record